Limanda limanda (common dab) is the source of this 936-nucleotide messenger RNA. RefSeq names its product RNA polymerase II, I and III subunit H (gene polr2h). The record is from RefSeq and is a predicted model, not a curated record. The coding region runs from base 177 to 629 and encodes 150 amino acids. Gene Ontology annotation, biological process: DNA-templated transcription. Gene Ontology annotation, cellular component: RNA polymerase III complex; RNA polymerase I complex; RNA polymerase II, core complex. Gene Ontology annotation, molecular function: DNA-directed RNA polymerase activity. The transcript has 6 exons. Lineage: Eukaryota; Metazoa; Chordata; Actinopteri; Pleuronectiformes; Pleuronectidae.
CGCACAUUGUUCCUGUGCGGCACGGCGCGGUUCACGUUGUAAUGAAUGAAAAUCAAGUCCAGUAAGUUUUCUAGCUUCAAAACAACAGAGAGUGACCGAGUGCCUGGGACCAGUCGCUGUGUGUGAGGCGAGAAACCAGAGCUGCAUCGUUUACCAGUUCAUAGACUGCAACAGAGAUGGCUGGAAUUCUGUUUGAGGACAUUUUUGAUGUAAAAGACAUCGACCCAGAUGGCAAGAAGUUUGACCGAGUGUCUCGUCUUCAUUGUGAAAGUGAAUCUUUCAAGAUGGACCUCAUCUUGGACGUGAACAUUCAGAUCUAUCCUGUUGAUCUGGGUGAUAAGUUCCGACUGGUUAUUGCCAGUACGUUAUAUGAAGAUGGAACCCCAGAUGAUGGAGAGUAUAAUCCUCAGGAUGACCGGCCGUCCAGAGCGGACCAGUUUGAUUACGUGAUGUACGGGAAGGUUUACAAGAUCGAAGGCGACGAGACUUCAACAGAAGCAGCAACACGCCUAUCGGCCUAUGUGUCGUACGGUGGCCUCCUCAUGAGGCUGCAGGGAGAUGCCAACAACCUUCACGGCUUUGAGGUGGACGCCAGGGUUUACCUGCUCAUGAAGAAACUGGCCUUCUAAACCCCAACUCGGCUCACCCACCUAACCCCCCCCGGUCCUCCGACGGCCACAGUCAACCGGUCAGUCUGAGCUGCAGACUGAAAACAUUAAUAUUCAAGAGUCUGCAGCGCACGGUCGUCUCUGAGAGGAGCUCGCUGACAGAACCCGUGGAGGCUGUAGAGAAAAUAUUUCAUUUUUUUAUUCUCAUAGAUAAGAAAUGUUUUUUCCAAGGAGAUGGACGACAGACUAAAGACUGUGACACUUAAAAAGUACUGCAACCUCCAUCUGCUGGCAACAUGUAAAUAAAGAUUUCUUUUAUACAAAGUGA